Molecule: messenger RNA, 5594 nt
Organism: Anneissia japonica
Lineage: Eukaryota; Metazoa; Echinodermata; Crinoidea; Comatulida; Comatulidae
Product: ras association domain-containing protein 4-like
Exons: 8
Coding region: 156-1154 (332 amino acids)
Biological process (GO): signal transduction
Source: RefSeq, a predicted model, not a curated record
AUUAUUUAAGACAUCAACUCAAUUGGACAGGAAUACUCAGCCUUUAAGGUUUUUCCCUAUGGGCCAGGACCAAAGAAACUUGCAGACUCUAUUCUUUUUUAUUAUUGACACAGGUGGUGGUGAUUCAGAAGUGAUGGAAUAACGAUGAUGUACUGAUGAAGCAUUCUGGUGAUUUCAUUAUGGAACAGAAGUACAAGGAUUUAGUAAGCAGCUCAAUAUUUUCAUCUCAGUUGAAGCUGUACCAACAGUACCAAUCAAAUCUGCUGACAUGUACACCACUAACUGUUACAGAGGACAGCAAUGGUGUGAUGAUGUUGCAUGGUGUACUUCGCUUGUAUUGGGGAGUACAGAAACUAAUUCACCUCAAACAAGAAGAAGAUCAAAGUUGGAAACGGAUGAGUCUACGAACAGGGAUUGACAACGUAGGUGAUCAUAAAAAGACUAACGGUGUUGAUUCGAAUCGGAAUGCACGAAUGUAUAACUCGUUGAUAAUUGAUAAAAACGACAGGGAUGUUUUUGAUGAAGAGCAUGAAGAAGAACACAUCGGUAAGGAGGAGGAGAUGAAUGGUCAUCAUAAUGAAGACAAAGAAUCUGCAAGGCAACAAGUAGUACAAAGACGUCGGCACAUGAGAAGGAGUGGACGGACAUCCUCUUUUAGUGGACAUAUGUACAAGCGAAAGACGUCCAUUUUCCGGCCAAAGUAUGGAACACAGUCUAGCGUAACAGUCUCAAGUUUAAUGAAAACUACAGAUGUCUUGGAUCUUUUAUUAAGGAAAUUUUGCAUUGUAGAUCCCACGUCAGAUUUUCAUUUGUAUGUACUACGGCAGAGUGGGGAGGCCACAGAGCUAAAGCCAACAGACUACCCCUUGAUCCAAAGGGUCAAGCUAGGUCCUGAUGAGAAUGUUGCCAAAAUCUUCAUAUUAAGUUCCAGUGAUGAAGUAACCCCUGAAGUCGGUCAAUAUGUGAACCUCCCUGAAACUGUCUUAAAAGGUAUUCUAAAUAAAUACAAAGAAGAAGAAGAAAAUGAAAUAAAAAAGAUCAAGUACAGGUAUGAUCAGUAUCGCGAAAAUGUGAGAAAGAAGAUAACAAAAGCACAAGAUCAGUCUAAGAUGUCACCCAUAUCAAAGUUUGGUAAAUUUUUCAAAAGAAAAUAAUAUGUUUGUUAUCGUUGGUUUUUAAUUCGUUUUGAACUACUCUUCUUUAAUUCAUGAAUUAAAAUGUCAUGAAAAAUUGGUUGUCAUUCACUUUAACUUAUCAUUUUUAAACUUAUUCUUUUUAACAUUGUUUGUUGUACACCACUUAAUAUGAUAAAAAUGUGAGGCUUGGCAUUUUAAUACCAGUGUACUGUUGCUAAUUGUUAAACUGAGUAAUUUGCAUAAGAAUGAGGCAGAGUAUUGUAUACUUUAGUACAGAGAAGUCGAAAUACUUGUACUCAUAACUUAAGCAAUAGUAAAUCAUUUUAAAGUUUAUGAUGCGCAGAAUAUAAAUAUCAAUUUUCAGGUUGUUGUCACUGGUUUUGGCAUGGCAAGCCCCAUAUUUCUUAAGAUGUGAAGAUACAAAUCCAGUUGCAUGUUCUCGCUCCCUCAAUUCUGUCUGCUGAAUAUUCACAAAAAGCCCAAAUCUUAGAAAAGUACCCUCCUCUCUCAGUUAUGUUUCUAAUUUAUACUGUGUCACAUGCUGUUUGUAAAUCGGGAGGGGAAUGGAGUGAAACCAUGGUUACACACCCCAGCACCGUUUUGCUUCUGACUUUCUAGUAUCCUUAAUGGAAUCCAUAACAAUGAUAAUACUAAUUAUAUCCAGUGUAUAUAUUUUCAUCAUGAUUAUGAAAACUGUGUUUAGCCCCAGCCUACCUUUUCAACUACACGUUUUUGGCAUUCUGGAUUUGUUCUCUCACAUUCAUUUCAAGUUGUUUUAAACCUCAUGUUUUAAUUAAAAAAUUUUCAUUGAAAAUUUAUAUUCAUGAAUUUCAAUAACACUGUUAAUAAUGUGAAUUAGUGUUAAUAUUUUUGGUUGUUAAUCUAGAUGUACACAUUUAUAUACUGUUUGAUAAAUAGUAAGAUUAAUACUUUGUAUUAUUUUUAACUUUUUAUAAUGACAUGGUAUAUUUUGUUCUCACUCUAAAUGUUAUAAGAAAAUUAUUUUACUAUGGGAUGACACUGCUAUUCUAAAAAAAAAAUCCAAUAGAUUGUAGUAUUUCUUUAAUUUAUCAAAAGAGAGCUGAACACAAUGCAUUCCUUGGAGCUAAAACCAAUAAAACAUUUUCAAAGUGGCUGCUUUAAGCAAGAAACAUAAUGUUUAAAGCUAUAAAGAAAAUGUUCUAACUCACAAUUAAACCACAAUCUAUCUUCUGAAUGGACAGCAGAUUUCAAAUAUUCAAAGACUUACUUAUUGGCAUGUCCAUGCUAAAAUACUAAUGUAUAUAGAAUGGAAAUUGUUUGGAUACUCACAUUACCAAUAAGUACAUAUAAAGUAUAUAAUUAAAUCAUGAAGCAGUAUAAUACAGUACACUGAAUGUUAAUUUCAUUAAUGGUUCUCAAAAAAGGUGAGCAGUGAAGGUUUGAAUAAUGACAAUAGGGAGAUUUCAAUUUGUGCGACGACGCGGCGCUUGAACGGAAUCACUUAUGCGUAACCGUCCUACCUGGCGUCCUACGUUCUCUGCAUACGUAGAUUUGGCCAAAUUGCGUUCCAGAAUCUACUCAACAAGGUGAACUCUUAACGUUCUCACAUGCACAUAUGACUUUUUAGUGACGUCAUUGCGUUCUACGUCCUACCGUCGUCGGGCAAUCGAAAGUUCCCUAAUACUGUGCACUACUAAUUCAACAUGCUCUGACCCAAACAAUCUUUUCACACUGUUGCUUGUCUCCUUAACAGCAGGCUAGUGUGUUCUAGUAUUUUUGUAAUUGACAUUAUAGUUGUGUUCACAUUGAACAAAAAACAGGAUGCGCAGUCUAAUAUAUUGAAACAGACAUUUUGAACAAAAAAAAAAAGAAGCAACCCAGUAACUCAGGUGUAGAUAUGCUUAUUUUUAUAAAUAUUUCCAUAAACUAAAAAUUUGUACCAUGUAAUUCUCAGUAAAAUCAAAUACCAAAAUCAAGUCAAAUAAUACUAUAUUCUACAAGACCAACCUAAAAUACUGUGUGUUUUAUAGAUAAAUUAUCUAUGCAUUUUUUUUACUAUUUACAUUUUAUAUAAAUAUAUAAUUUUGUUAAAUAUGCAAUUUAUAAAUCAAAGGUGUGAACGUAGCUCAGAUUGUGAGUCCCUCAUUAUAAUAAUUGAUGUUUACAAAAUUGUCAAAUUUGCUAAAUUAUAUUGCAAUUUUUAUGAAAUUCUAUAUGUUUGCUAUUUCUUUUUUAUUUUACUAUAUUUAUGUCAGAAUUUUGGAAAUUCUUGAUUUGUACUAAAUUUUCAAAUUUUUUACUAAAUUUAUAUCAGCACUCUAAGGAAUUUUCUAGUUUUACAAACUUAAAUUUGAUAAUGAUUCUUAGGCUCUUUACAGACUCACAUUUUAUUUGACAAAAAAACUGUUGCAUGCCCAUAUAUAGUCAUGGUGUGCCUAUAUAUGGUCAUGAUGUGAUAUCAUGACCAUAUUUAGACAAGUCACAUGUUUUUGUCCAAUGAAAUUUGAUACUUUACCAACUAACUGGUUUAUACCAUUUUCCCAUUAGGGAACAUUUUUUAUCAAUAUAUUGUGUGUAAUCAAUAAUAGUAAAUCACAAGAUAGUUAUUAAGUAUGUAGAAACACCUCCACUAAACUUGUAUUAGAAUUCAUAGAUUAAUAAUUUUUAAUGCAAAAUUACUGAAUGAAUUCUUAACACUAAACUCGGAUUAAUUAUAUCAAUUUUUAAAAUUAUUUUUAUAUUUAUUUAAGAAUUGCAUUGAUAGGUUAGAGUCAUUAUCUGUUCAAAGUUUGAUCAGACUCUGCUGUAUAUUAUCUGUUUGGCCUACUCAUGAAUGGCGGUUUGGGGAGUGCGGACACACCCUCUCAUGGACAAAAAUUUAUUCCAUUAAGUUGGUUAAAAUACUAAAAAUGAUGAUUAAGUGUGCAUUGGAAAUUGUAUGCAUACAAUGUUAAAUGCAACAUAUAAGAUAAAAAAGAGAGCACAAGGCCUAGGUAUAUUAAUAUGCAACAAAUGAAUAUUGACCUAUAGGGAAAGGUCACAUAUUAGGUGAAUACUUUGUUUUUCUGCUCUGGAUGUCAUUUGUUUGGGAAAAAUGCCAAUCAUAUGUUCUAAAAUUUCAGCCUCAAAAUUUUAAAAAUUUCAUAAUGCAGACAGGAGCAAUAAUUUAACAGAUUUUUUUAAAUCUUUCUUUUUGUAUCACAUUCUCACAUCCUAGACAGAGAAUUUUUUUAGUCAAAUUUUAUAUUGUAAGAAAUUUUAGGUAAAGCAAUAUUUACAAAUACAAAUAUCACCAAUCUCUUUCAUCUGAAACUGUCAGAAAUGGUUUUCAUUAGUCAUAUAAAAAUCAUAUACCUGUAAAUUAUUAAUUUAUUUGAGAUCUAUUUAGAAUCAGUUACUCUGUUUAAAAUUGUGGUGGAUAAUUUCCAUCGUACUGUUUUUCAAUCAUUUUCUUUUUGUAAUAAAAAUAUUUUGUGAUGUAUUUUUCAAAAUAUUGUUGAAUUAUGCAAUUAAGUAACCAUAAUUAGUACUAAGUUGGCAAUGUAGUGUUUUGGGGGAUAGUUUGAUAAAUUAAAUACCAAGGGUAGUUCCCUGUAGUGGGUCCAUGGAGAUGGGUUGAAUGCACGUUCCCCCCCUCUCUAUGCACUAUACAAUUGGUACUUUGAAGUAAAUUACAAUUUAUUACUAUAUUUUAAUACAUUAUAACGUCAUAACCGAUAGUAUAUAGAAAUUGAAUAUAUUUGAUAAUUGUAAUGUAAUGUUUUUGAGAUUGUAAAAAGGGCAACAAGUGUAAAUAUAUAUGUAGAUAGGAAGAUAGGAGGAUGAUAGAUGAUGGACUAACAUUUAUUAGUCAGGAUUUUUGUUAUUACUUCAGACACAUGUAUAUGAAUAAUUGUAUUUUUAUAAGUGUAAAAACAUUUGUAACCAAACUGAUUGUAGGCAAAAGUUAAAUUUUAUUGGCAAGAAUUGAGAUCAUCCUGAACAUAUAUUGCCUGUGACCAAUCUUAAGAAAUAAAAUUGAUAUUAAUGUCUAUUUUCUGAAUACUUACCUGGACAAACUAUUGCCUUGUUCCCAUAAUCCAGAACACCCUUCAAAGAUGAUAGAGCAUAAUAAUAAUAAAAAUAAUGAUAGUAAUAUUGUGUUAAUAUUUUUCCAUUACAUUAUUUACUAGUUAUUCUAUGACACUUUGCCACACAUACACCCCUGCCCACUUACUACGAUUUUCUAACAUUUUGAUCCAAUAGUAAUGUACAAUUUUUACUAAAUAACUUAAUAUUCUUUAUAUUUUGUCAAUAAAAAUGACAGUUUGAUGACAAUCAGUAUGGUGCAGUACAGGUUUAUGAAUUGUAGUUGCAAGAUAAAGUUGUUAAAGCUUUUAGAAUCUUUUUCAUUGUUAUUCUUGAGCUGAAAUACAAACUUUUCAUUUGGUUAAAUAUGAAAAUAUGAAAUAAAAUGGUUUAUUGUAUUUAAUGUCA